Molecule: messenger RNA, 5233 nt
Organism: Anopheles moucheti
Lineage: Eukaryota; Metazoa; Arthropoda; Insecta; Diptera; Culicidae
Gene: tral
Product: protein LSM14 homolog B
Exons: 9
Coding region: 400-2091 (563 amino acids)
Biological process (GO): P-body assembly; cytoplasmic stress granule assembly
Cellular component (GO): P-body
Molecular function (GO): mRNA binding
Source: RefSeq, a predicted model, not a curated record
AAAGUAUCGUAGCGACUGCCACCUUCCUCCUAAUCCAAGCUGGCAUCUUUUCAUCCUUCAGCCUGCAUGCGUGUGAAACGCAUUCUCGAUCGGGGAAUAUCCUUUCAUUUCAGUCGUCGUCAGAGCUUUUCUCUAAGCGCGCAGCACACAUUGCGCGGUACUGGAUAAAAUAUCAGUGGUAAGCCCAACCAGCCGUGAGUUUCAAACAAUAGUGCAUACAAGAUACAGUGUAUCACCGUUAGUACCUUACUUCUAACGGGCGAAAGUGUUCGGUGUGUGAAAAAGGUGCGCGGUGUGGUGGAACGUUUCAUCGUCUCGCCGCAGACGCGGUCUUUGACCGCUAACAGGCAAAAAAGAAAAGACGCACCGGUAGAAAAGUGAGCUAAACAAAGCCUCACGAUGAGUUGCCCUAUGCCGGAAAUUGGUUCCUGCAUCUCGCUGAUAUCGAAAGCCGAUAUCCGCUAUGAGGGACUGCUGUUCACCGUUGAUCCGGAGCGAUGCACGAUCGCCCUUGCACGAGUCAAGUCGUAUGGUACUGAGGAUCGGGAAACACAGUUCCCGAUUGCACCGCAGAACCAAUGCUACGACUAUAUCCUCUUCCGCGGGUCGGAUAUCAAGGAUAUUCGGGUGAUCAACAACAACCCGGUCCCGAACGAUCCGGCCAUUAUGCAGAUGCAUCUACCGCCCCAGCAGGGACCGCAGAUGCCGAUGCCGAAUAAGCUGGGUCAACCGAGCUACCAGUCGCAGCCGGGUUUUAUGAUUCCGCAGAUGGGUGGACCACCGACCGGUGGACCACCAGGCGGUCCGAUGGGUGGAGGCCCUCCCGUAACCGGUGGUCCGAUGGGUGGACCACCACCACCCGGUCAUGCACCGCAGAUGGGUGGUGCCGGUGGUGGUGGCGGCCAACCCUAUAACGCGUUCGGUGGAAUGAACAAUCUCGGAGGCAGCGGAUCGCGUUCGGGAACACCGAGCAACAUGUUGUCGCGUAAGAGUCCAACGGUAGACAUUGCUGUGCAGACGAACCAGCAGCAACAACAGCAACAUGGACAGCCACAAUCCCAGCAGCAGCAGCAGAUGAUGCAGCAGAACAACCGUGACGGUGGCAACAAUAAUCAGCGCAACAAACCCAACCAACACCGAGGAAAUCAUCAGAACAACAAUAUGCGAGAGCGACGCGAUUCUGGCAAGCAACAGCAGCAGCAGCAGCAGCAGCAGCAACAACAGCACGGCAACGACAAUCAGAUGAAAGAAAAUUACAAGCCAAGACAACAACCACAACACCAGCAACAACAACAGCAACAGGGGGGCCAAAAUAGAAGCGGAUGGAACAAUCGGAACCAUCAGCAUCAAAACAACGGAAGUGGUAAUAACAUUGUGCGUCGUCCGCGUGGAAACAUUGGUCAACCGCAGCAGCAACAGGGUGGUACCGGUGGUACCGGUGGUGGACAGCGUGCAAAGAAUUUGCUAAAGUUCGAAAAUGACUACGACUUCGAACAGGCCAAUAGCAAAUUCGAAGAGCUUCGAUCGCAACUUUCUAAACUUAAGGUGGGCGAAGAGUUGAAACCAGAGCAGAUCACUACCGAAACACUGGACAAGAAGGACGAUUCAGGCAACGAAACAGGUGCUGGCGAGCAUGAGCAGGAGGAGGAAGAUGUUAUAUGCUACGACAAAGCAAAGUCUUUCUUCGACAACAUUUCGUGUGAGGCAGUGGAACGCGCGAAGGGAAAGCAACAGCGUACGGAUUGGCGCCAGGAGCGCAAGUUGAACACGGAAACAUUCGGCGUAGGAUCGACAAGGCGUGGCGGAUACAACCGACGAGGUGGAUACUUCCACCGUGGCAUCAAUUACCAUCGCGGAGGAAACAACUAUCGUGGUGGUAACAACUAUAGAGGUCGCAGUGGAAAUCGUAACAAUCAGUUGAACGGUGGCAAUGGUAUGUCGCAUAACCGAUCGGGCGGACAACAACAAAAUGCAACUGGCAGCAACUCUACUGGCAGUGGACAACAACAGUCGAAUCAACUAACCUCGACGGCACCUACUAGCCAGGAUCAGCAGCAACCAGCGGUCAUAGAAGUGGCGGCAGGUAAAUAAUGUCACGGAAAUGGGAUCACCACGGAUACUCUGUUACUUUUAGAAAGCUGACUAGAUCCAUAAACAAAACGAUUCAACGGAGAGGAGAAACAGAUAAAAAUGUUGUCCUAAAAAACCAGUAGAAUGAAAAAAGUGAGUUAAAAGCAGCGAAGAAAUGGCAGAAGGUUGCACACAGUCGGAAACAGCUUCAUGUGCAGUAUAAAUGAUGCAUGCCCCGCGAAUAGGCACCACCGGCGGGAGAAAAAAAGCGUAUUGUGCUACUUGUACACGCUAAAAACUCCUACAUUAAAAUCCAUGUUCUGGAUUAAAAAACACAUAUACAAAGGAUGAAAGUAUGUAGUAGGAGUAUGUGAAAAAUAAUUAAAAGGUACUACAUGCAACGUACUCGUAUAGAAAAAAAAACUGCGCAGUGCAGCUUGAAACGACAGAUCGAUCUAUUCUGCACCAAUUAAUGAUAUACGUAUAUGUGUGUGCAGGAAAUCAACAGCAGCAGCAGAAGCACGUUACUAAGAUCCUACAUACAAAGAGGGUAGCAUCAGCAUGAUAGUUUUGACCAUCAUCACCUGGUUAAAGUGUAGUCUCUAUCACUACAUGGACAUCAAUAGCAUGGCGGUUCAAGCAUUAGAGAUAAAGGAAGUCAAAAGUAUGCAUUACAAGGAUGUUAAAUCAAUGUCUGUUGAUAAAGAAUGUGUUGUGCGAAUGGAUGGAUGUUUGCUUGCGUACGAUAGAACGCAAGCAACAGCUAAUUGUUGGUUUAGCCUGCCGGGCUUAUGUAUGAAACGAAUUCAACAUAAAAAGUGCGAUUGAAAGACACGCUCAUAGACAGCCUUGCAGUAGUAACGACCGCAAACAUAAGGUGUUUGCUUUAUGUUGACCACGAAAACAGGAGGCAUCGUUCCGUUUUGCAUAUGAUUAUGAUGAAAUGAGCUAACAAAAAGUGUGAUUACACGGUUGGUCGAAAUGAGAAUGAGAUUGCCCUACACCUAGUGAUAGGCAGAGAAGAACAUGAUUGAGAAGGCCGUACAUUGCUAUAGAGCAACGCAACAUUUACCAGCAUGCUGCAACACAAACCUUAACGAUGCUUUUAAACCGCCGAAGUAGAUUCUUCAUGGCAGGUCCCGAUUACCCUUCUAAUUGCUGCUCUGAAAAAAUCGUUAAAAACAUAGAGCAAAAUGUUAAAAUCGAAGAUUUCCAUUAAUUGCCGUCUCUCAUGUAGAACCAUUGGCAAUAAGGUUUGCUUUCAAGUUUGGAGACACGUAUCUGUGUGUGCACGUAUUAUCGUAUAAUUUGCAUUAUAAAUAAUGCACAAACCUUUCAGUUUCGUCAGUUAACAAUCGUAGACGAAUCGGGACAAACAGAAACGUAAUGGAAACCGUUACUAAACGGGAUCAAAGUAUUUGAGGAGAAAAAUAAAAACAAGCAAACAAACGAAAGUAAGCAAACAAAACAAACAAGCUAAUCAGAAGAGGAAGGUAUCAAUGAACAACAGUUUGAUAUGUUGCACCAUAGCGGAAAAAGUGGUCCUACAUUAAUUGUAAAAUAGCUUGGCAAGAGGUAGCAUAAAAGGGUGUAGAGUACUACACCUGGCACAGCACCACCCAUAAGUAGAGUAAACCAUAAAGAGGACCAAAAUCAGAAGGUUGCAAUAAGACCAUCCAAAGCACCCUCUGUUUGCGUGAAUUCUGCCCUUCAUAAAGGGGAUGCAACAACAAAUGUGGUAACGAGACAACCAAAACAAAGUCACGUGGGGGUGGAUAAUUUGAUCCCGUCCAUCCGCCCGAUGAAAUGGGUGUGUAAAAGAGAUAAACAAAAGCAACAGUGGCACCAUCCACUUUCGACUAUAUCAGGUUUCCGACAAAUCGAUUUUUAUGAUUUGGAUCUAAGUCGAUUUAAGUAUAAAAUCCGCAUGUUCUUUUUCGCAAUAUGAUCAAUUCCAAUAUCUCUCUCUGAGUGGUCACGUUGGUGUGUCUGCUGGUGUAAAAUUGAAACCAAAAUAUUUACACCACGCUUUUCUGCGCUGCUGGGUUAAACUUAACGGAUGAUGUGGUGGUGUGUGUGUGUACGUUGUGGUGCAUCCAGGCGAUAGAUUAUCACUACUCCUGUGACACAACGUCACGUGUGAAUGAUUUUUGAUUUGGAAUAGAAUUUCUUUAAAUUUGUAAAGUCUGAAAGAUUGAUUGCGGCGCAUCAUAUCAUAAUUAUGUUUUUUUUUGCUUUUCCUUGUUUUUACUUUAAAUUUUCUAAGAUUAUCAUUUUUCAUUCUUAUAUAAAUUAUAGUCAGCAUAGUUUUUUUUGCAUUCAUUUCAAGCAUAUUUACUUGCUCUGAAUGUAGUUGAAGAAAGAUGUAGUUGAUCAUAUUACUACUUCUACUACUACUACUAUUACUACUACUAACGGUACGUGCUUAGUACUUCUUUGCACAUUGUCCCAGGAUGUUUGUUUACAAACAGAAAUCAAACGAUUUAUGUGAGAUGAAUAUAUUCAAUGUGGAACAUCAAUCUGUUCCUUUCGCAAGCGAUCCUUCAGGACGACGGUCGAAAUCGUAUCGUGUAAUACAGUAUCGAUCGAUCGAGAUUUGAGCGCUUGAAUAUGAUCUGUGUUUACGAUAGGAUAAGAACAUAAUGCCGCCCGCUUGUAAGCAUUGCAUUGAGUAAUAGUUGCAUAACGGCAACAGAAUGUUAAAGCAAAAUGUAGAACCGUAAUCUUGCAUAAUGAUUUUGAAUCGCAGGGACGUAUGUAUUUGGAAGUCAAACCGAAGCAAAGGUACCAAAACCGUAGGAAACGAAUAGAAUAUUAUAGAGGCACAAGAGAGUAGGACAACGGUGCAGAAUGGCAGCAGGGGGUGUAGAAAAUGUGAUUUGAAUGAUUUUGCAUAUAAACGUUGAGUUUUUUAAAAUACCGUAUCGGGUUUGUAUGUAAAACCGCUUAUGUACGUAACUAUUCAGCUCGGUUUUAGGUUAAAUUCUAUCCAGCGCUUGGAAGUGUGAAACCACCAGUCAAAAGUGUAACAGUUUACAAAUAGAGGAGCAGCAAAGCGUAAUGGCAUGCGAAGACGAGAUAGUUACGGGAAGAAAAAAACGAUAUCAACUAAGUUUUGGAUUAAUUAUAUUUAAAAACCCGGAAAGUCGAAAUCGAAGAGGUA